This is a messenger RNA of Lepisosteus oculatus (spotted gar), 3638 nucleotides long. It is a transcript of the gene ece1, whose product is annotated as endothelin converting enzyme 1. NCBI's taxonomy places the organism in Eukaryota, Metazoa, Chordata, Actinopteri, Semionotiformes, Lepisosteidae. Gene Ontology annotation, biological process: peptide hormone processing. Gene Ontology annotation, cellular component: plasma membrane. Gene Ontology annotation, molecular function: metalloendopeptidase activity. The record is from RefSeq and is a predicted model, not a curated record.
GUGGAACCCUUUGGUGAGAGAAAGAGAGCCACACUCUUGACAACCGGGAUCUUGAGAAACCUGCGAUUCUGAACAGUUUCCCUGCAAAAAGGGAGUGUUUUAUAAUCUUGCAGGCGUGUGUCAAGAUGAAUUACUGCAGAUUGCCUGAAAGAGUGUUGCUUACGCGAUCAGAUCUACGGGCUGGACGGUUAUCAUGAAAAAAAGUAUUAAAGGCAAUAGGAAGCAAGAGUUGGACAUAUUUUAUAAGCUCUCUUGCUUUGGAUCUGCAGAGAAUUCUACAUGGGAGAAGUUUCCCGAUGGAUAUAAAGCAGGAAGCAAUUCAUAAUAUUUCCUGAAAGGGUGGAGAUUGUAAAGAUAGUAUUCCCACAAAACAAAAACAGUUGGGCUGCUCCAGCAUGGAGACUCUAAGGGAAUCUUUUCUGCACUUGACUUCACAGAUGUCGUCAUACAGACGGACCACGUUUGAAGAAGAUGACUUGGUGGACUCUACAGUGGAUGAGGUUUACCCCAAUGGCCUGCAGGUGAAUAUGAGCAGACCCCACCGUGGCCUAAGAUGCUGGGCAUUGAGGACGAGCAUGGAGAAGAAACUGCUGGUCUUGGUGGGACUGCUGUCUGGCACCCUGCUUUUGUGCCUGUUCACCCUGGUGUUGCACUUCAGUGUAGCCCAUCCUCGGGUGUGCCUUUCGGAGUCCUGUGUGACAGUGGCCAGUUCUGUGCUGGGGGCGUUGGACCGCUCCGUCGAUCCCUGCCAGGAUUUCUACUCCUUUGCCUGUGGUGGCUGGAUUAAAGCCAACCCCCUGCCCGAUGGUCACUCUCGCUGGGGCACUUUCAACAACCUGUGGGAGCACAACCAGGCCAUCAUGAAGCGGCUGCUGGAGAACACCACGAUGACUGGGCUGAGCGAGGCAGAGCGCAAGGCCCAGAGAUACUAUCAGGCCUGCAUGAAUGAAGAGAAGAUUGAAAAGCUUGGAGCCCAGCCCCUACAGGAGCUCAUUAAUCAGACUGGAGGUUGGGCUGUGACGGAUAACUGGGACAAAGACCACUUCCAAGAGGUCUUGGAGACGGUGUCCGCCCGCUACCGCACCUCUCCCUUCUUCUCCGUGUACGUCAGCACCGACUCCAAGAACUCCAACAGCAAUAUUAUCCAGGUAGACCAGUCGGGGCUGGGCUUACCCUCUAGAACCUACUAUGUCAACAAAACGGCCAACCAUAAGGUGUUAACAGCCUAUCUGAACUAUUUGGUGGAGCUGGGAGUGCUCCUGGGAGGCUCUGAAGACUCAACUAGGGUGCAGAUGCAGGAAGUGUUGGAUUUCGAAACCACCCUUGCCCAAAUCACCGUCCCACAGGAGGAGCGCAGAGACGAGGAGCUUAUUUAUCACAAGAUGUCGGUCAAAGAGCUUCAGACGCUGGCCCCGGCAGUGGACUGGAUGCCUUUUCUCUCUGCGGUCUUCGCACCUGUGGAGUUAAAUGACUCUGAGCCGGUGGUGGUUUAUGCCAAGGAGUACUUGCAGAAGGUCUCCAGCCUCAUCAACAGCACCAACAAGAGCCUGCUCAAUAACUACAUGAUGAUGACCGUGGUACGCAAGAUGGCCUCUAACCUGGACCAGAGGUUUCAGGAUGCUGAGAAUCGCUUCCUGGAAGCUAUGUAUGGGACCAAAAAGAGCUGCACCCCGCGAUGGAAGCUGUGCGUCAGCGACACUGACAGUGCCCUGGGCUUUGCGCUGGGAGCCAUGUUUGUCAAGGCCACCUUUUCAGAGGACAGCAAAACCAUCGCAGAAGACAUGAUUUCGGAAAUUAAGGGAGCUUUCGAAGAGAGUUUACGAUCUGUGGGCUGGAUGGACGUAGAGACCAAAAAAGCUGCAAAAGAAAAGGCAGAUGCAAUUUACAACAUGAUAGGGUACCCCAAGUUCAUCAUGGAUCCCAAGGAGCUGGACAAAGUGUUUAAUGAUUACGAGGUGGUAUCCGAUCUGUAUUUCCAGAACAUCAUGCAGUACUACAACUUCUCUUCCCGAGUCACAGCGGAUCAGCUGAGAAAAGCCCCCAACAGAGAGCAGUGGAGUAUGACUCCUCCGACUGUGAAUGCCUACUAUUCCCCAACCAAGAAUGAGAUGGUUUUCCCUGCAGGGAUUCUCCAGGCCCCUUUCUACAGCAGGACUUGGCCAAAGGCUCUAAAUUUUGGCGGUAUCGGUGUUGUGAUGGGACAUGAGCUGACCCAUGCUUUUGACGAUCAAGGGAGGGAGUUUGAUAAGGAAGGGAACUUGCGGUCUUGGUGGAAGUCGGCCUCAGUGGAAGCCUUCAAGAAGCAGACGCAGUGCAUGGUGGAGCAGUAUGGCAACUACAGCAUCAACCAAGAGGCCCUGAAUGGGAAACACACUCUGGGAGAAAACAUCGCAGACAACGGGGGCCUGAAAGCUGCCUACAAGGCCUAUGAGAAUUGGAUCUGGAAGAAUGGUGAGGAGGAGGUCCUGCCAACUCUUGGAAUGACCAAUCAGCAGCUGUUUUUCAUUGGGUUUGCACAGGUGUGGUGCUCAGUGCGGACACCUGAGAGCUCUCGCGAAGGCGUGAUCACAGACCCACACAGUCCCUCUCGCUUUCGAGUCAUCGGUACCGUGUCCAACUCCAGGGAAUUCUCCCAGCACUUCAACUGCAAGCACAACUCCCCCAUGAACCCCCAACGUAAAUGUGAGCUUUGGUGAUUUCCAGUGCCGUGCCUAUCCAGGACAAGAGUGACUGGGAACUCCGGGAAUGGGGAACGUUGCAGAAGGAGGCCGUCAACAUUUAUAAACCACUGAGAUGCUAUCCUUUCCGACAAUCCCACUGGACCUCCGCUAACUUCGGAAGAGCAUGCUGUUUCACUAACUUCAAAAUGAAACUCUGUUAAAAUAUUUUUGGGGAAGAGGAAAAGAUGCAAAACACUGGAAAAUGGAAAAUAAGAAAAAAAAAGAGGGAGAACUUCUACUUUUCAUGAUUCAGGUUUUGUGUAGAAAUGAUUAUUUUUAAGCACGUUAUUUAUUGUUAUGGUUGUUGUAAGUUCCUGUUAUUGUAGCUCAAUUUUUGGAUACUUAAACAUAAUUGCUUUUCAGUUUGUUUAUUCCAUCAUCAAUGACUGCAUAUUUUGAAGAACAGUCUUACACACCUAUAUAUAAAUAACUUCAUAAUCAGCUGUUUCAUGAGAAAACUGUGAUGGAAGGUUAAUGAGCAAGGAAUGUUCAAAAUAGCAAGUUGAGAGAAGACUAUUUCUCCCAUGAUGUGUCUUGUUAUUAGUAGUUUAUUGAGCAAUACUAAGAUGCUUAUACUGACUGGAAAAGAAAUUUCCAGAGAAAAGAACUGAUUUGCAGUUCAGUGAGGAAGGCUGCUAUGAUUUAAGCUACUGUAGUGCUGUAUGUGUGUUGUCUGUCCGGAUAUUAAAAUGUUACAUAUAACCUACCAGCGCUUAAUGUGUUAAUCAUCAGACUGCAGCCUUUCAGGACUGACACACAUUUACCAAGGAGAAUAUUAUUAAGAAAGUAAACUUAGUCUAUUUUGUAUGUGCUGGAAUGCUACAACAAACUUUUUUCUGUUGCAUUGUUCUCAAAGCUUUUGUAACUGGGGUGACCCUUUUUAAAGACACAAUAAGGGCCUCUAAUUUCGAUCUACAA